UUUUGACAUCACUAACGUGCUGUAUAUUUGUGAUUUUUACAAAUUCUAAUUACAAAAAACAACUCCUCCCAAUAAUUUUGUGAACUCAUUUGUUUUGAUUUUUUUGUUUUGUCUAUAUUAAUCAAAUCCGUCCAAUGCGCAGACAAGCGAAUCUCGGCUAAAUUUAUAAACGGCUCCGCCAUAAAAACGAAAAGAAAACAACACAUACAUUUUUUUGACACGAAAACUUCGGAUGAAAGCAAACGAAUUGUUGUUGUUGUACAUGCAUAAAUAUACGUUUGCAUAUUUAUUUGAUCUGCAUAGACGACAACAUUAACAAGCAUAAAAGCACACUAUCAAUAUCUAGCACAGGCCAGCUCCAUUAUUUAAGAUGGCUUCGAACUCGUCGAAGAAAAAGUCGUCUGGUCUGCGAAUGUUGUGGAUACCGGGAAGAAAAAGCCAUCAUCCAAAAGGUCGAUACAGUUCGACCAAUAAACAUGUCUCGUAUUCGCCCAGCCAAAAGAAAAGCGAAGUAUGGACACUGGGCGGCAGCAGGGCUCAAACUGAGCUGAUUGACUUGCCAUCGCCAACGGAAAGUAAUAACGGUGCUUCGACCUCAUCAUUGGCCACAUUGGGCGCCACCGCCAACAUGUCAUCGACGCUGGUGAAGAAUGUGAAGUGCAACAACGAGCAUCAGCAACAGCAUCUGGAAAUGAUUGUAACUUCCACCGAUUCGCUGGCAAUCACAGAAUGCGCCACACUGCCAACAACUCCAGUUGCUGCCAUCUCGCCAAAUUUAAACAGUCCACUCUCGGAGCUGGCUCCAUCGACAGCCUCAACACAGCCAAUGACAUCGCCAAUUAUUGUCACCACAGUUGAAAUACCAGAUUUGCAUCACAAUGUCAUUCCCGAUGACUUUCCAAAGGUGCCAUCGAUUGGCGAUCCAACAGACUUAUCGACAUCGGCGGUUGUAUUGAACAGCUCGGCGGGCACGACAGCAUCGAUAACAACAAACUCAUCAUCGCCGUUGACCAAUCGAAAGGCGAACAGUAACAGUCAGGUACAAAUCAACAACAACAACAACAGCAGCAGCAACUCACAGAAUGCGUCGCCACAGAAAGGCAGCAGAUACAGGAACCACAAUAACAAUCAGGAUGACAUCAAUUCAAUUGAAAGCAUUACCAGUUUUAGUAAGUCACAGGUGAACACAGAUUUCGAAUGGAUCGAUGAUAUGGUGCAGCAGCGCACGUGUAGCGAACUGAUGCACAAGAACAAGCGCAAGAAAUCGAAGAAGCAUCUGGAGAGUAAGGUGUCCGAUCAAUUGGAUGGUGGCCCCAGCAAGAUUAAAGAGAAAUAUGAUAGCAAUGCUGAUGAUGAUGAGAAGGUGGUUAAAUGUCUCUAUUAUUCACUCAUGUGCUGCGACUGUACAAUAUCAUAGAACGUGGAAAUAUAUAUACACACGCAUAUGUACCACAUCUAUAAGGGCUAGCUAGAUAGUGUAUAUAUGUAAUAUAUACAUAUAUAUAUAUAUGAGUAUAUGUAGUAAGAUUAUAAGGGCGCAUAUGUGUGAUGAUGAUGAAGGUAAAUGAAAAUCAUGAUGGCAUUGGAAAUAUGUAUUGCAUUUACAACAAAAAAGAAACGAAAAACGAAA
Molecule: messenger RNA, 1630 nt
Organism: Drosophila sulfurigaster albostrigata
Lineage: Eukaryota; Metazoa; Arthropoda; Insecta; Diptera; Drosophilidae
Product: GATA zinc finger domain-containing protein 12
Exons: 5
Coding region: 371-1417 (348 amino acids)
Source: RefSeq, a predicted model, not a curated record